UAUGCACUCCGUUAAUCUUACCUCCUACUCGUAACUAUACUUUCAGCCUCGUGGUUACGACCCCUUCUACGUUCUUUCUACUCACAACAGCCAUGGUCCACUCAGCAGACAGUAGCGACCUCACACUCUCUCCCGGCUCAAAGGCAAGCUUGCUGCCUCGUAAUAGACACACUCUUUCCCAGUCAGACAGAGUACAGAGUUUCGCAAGCAUAUCGACAGAGUCACCGUACACUGCUGGUGCAGGUUCCAGGUUGGCUGCAAUAUCACACCGCUUUCAUUUAUCCCCAGACCCUCGUGACUGGGGCUCCAGUUUAUACAGUGAUUGCAAGGAACCCGACGAUGACCUUCACAAUCCCAGUGUCAGAGACCACAAUAGUUGGGGCCCUGAUCGCGGUCUAGCGAAUAUCGGUUGCCUUCUUAUCAUGGCCGUUGGCCUAAUUACCCUUUUCGCUGGAUAUCCAAUAAUAACAUAUUUCACGAGAACCUCGCUAUCAAAUCAAGGUGGGUUCAACCUAGGCGGAAUUAAUGCAAGUGGCCAAAUACCAAAAAUUCCUGGUAAUUUGGGCCUCAUCGACACCGACACUCCCGGUAACGUCUUUACCAAGCCCUCUUGGAACGGUGGACCGGACAUGGAGCUCGUCUUCUCUGACGAGUUCAAUACUCCAGGGAGAACAUUCUGGCCAGGCGAUGAUCCAUACUGGGAAGCUGUUGAUCUACAUUACUGGCAAACGAAUAACCUGGAGUGGUAUGACCCUGCGGCGAUCACCACCCAAGACGGUUACCUCGUAAUAACCUUGUCUCAAAAGGAGACCCAUAGCCUGAACUACCAGGGCGGCAUGAUGUCCACAUGGAACAAAUUCUGUUUCACCGGUGGAUACAUCGAAGCGUCCGUCUCAUUGCCUGGUGUGAACAACGUAGUUGGAUUAUGGCCCGCUAUCUGGACACUCGGAAACCUUGGUCGAGCCGGCUAUGGCGCAAGCUUGGAAGGAAUGUGGCCAUAUACUUAUGAUGCCUGUGACAUCGGCACUGUACCAAACCAAACCGUUAAUGGCCUUCCAAUUGCAGCUACUGAAGGCGGUGACUCAGGUCAAAACGGGAUCUUGUCUUUCCUACCUGGCCAGCGGCUCUCGCGAUGCACUUGCAAGGGCGAGUCUCACCCAGGUCCUAUGCACUCAGAUGGGACGUUUGUGGGGCGCGCGGCUCCUGAGAUUGAUAUGUUCGAGGCGCAGAUUACGGGAGAGCCUCUGACAGGUCAAGUUUCCCAGUCAGCACAAUGGGGUCCUUUCAACGCUGGUUACAUCUGGAAAAACACGAGCGAUAACGAAAUAAUACCGAACCCGUCAAUCACAGUUCUAAAUACCUACAUUGGCGGAGUGGAGCAGCAGGCUACCUCCGCCGUGACAAACACGAAUCAAGGUUGUUACGAGGGUGAAACAGGAUGUUUUUCGGUGUAUGGUUUCGAGUAUCUUCCUGGCUUUGAUAAGGCGUACAUAACGUGGAUAGCAAACAACGAAGUUUCGUGGACACUCAACGUUGCAGGCAUGGGACCCGAUCCCGCUGUCGGUAUUUCCGCUCGACCCAUACCGCAGGAGCCAAUGUACAUUAUCAUGAAUUUGGGCAUGUCCACUAAUUUCGGUCCUGUCGAUCUGGAACACUUGCCUUUCCCUGUACACAUGCGCGUGGACUAUAUCCGUGUAUACCAGCCCUCAAACGCACGGAAUAUUGGAUGUGACCCGAAAGCCUUCCCUACAGCAGAUUAUAUUAACACGUACAGCGAGGCGUAUACCAAUCCAAACCUUACCACCUGGAAGGGCGACUUCAAUCAGCCAUUCCCCAAGAACUCGUUCCUAGGCCAAUGCUAAUUUUUUGUUUUGUUUUUGUUUGCUUGUAGCUGUCGACUCAUCACGUCUGCGACGUUGCUUCACUUACCCCUUCUGCUGUAUCAGUACACACCUGCACCCGACUUCAGCAUAUUCCCUUCUCCCAUCUCCACUAUAAUCUCCCAUUGCCUAUUUGCAUGUCACGUCCUCGUUCGCUUUCCU
This is a messenger RNA of Suillus clintonianus, 2042 nucleotides long. Its product is annotated as glycoside hydrolase family 16 protein. Gene Ontology annotation, biological process: (1->6)-beta-D-glucan biosynthetic process; fungal-type cell wall organization. The record is from RefSeq and is a predicted model, not a curated record. Gene Ontology annotation, molecular function: glucosidase activity. The coding region runs from base 93 to 1862 and encodes 589 amino acids. The transcript has 16 exons. NCBI's taxonomy places the organism in Eukaryota, Fungi, Basidiomycota, Agaricomycetes, Boletales, Suillaceae. Gene Ontology annotation, cellular component: plasma membrane; endoplasmic reticulum membrane.